This is a messenger RNA of Fusarium fujikuroi IMI 58289, 1479 nucleotides long. RefSeq names its product probable COP9 complex subunit 2. NCBI's taxonomy places the organism in Eukaryota, Fungi, Ascomycota, Sordariomycetes, Hypocreales, Nectriaceae. The coding region runs from base 1 to 1479 and encodes 492 amino acids. The transcript is spliced from 3 exons. Gene Ontology annotation, biological process: protein deneddylation. The record is from RefSeq and is a predicted model, not a curated record. Gene Ontology annotation, cellular component: COP9 signalosome.
AUGUCGGACGACGAGGAUUUCAUGCAGGAGUCAGAUGAGGAGCAGUACGACUUCGAGUACGAAGAAGACGAUGACGAGGAGACCGCCGACGUCGACAUCGAAAACAAAUACUACAACGCCAAGCAGCUCAAGCUUUCAGACCCCGAAGAUGCGAUCGCAGAAUUCCUAGGCAUUCCGCCACUCGAAGAGGAGAAAGGAGAAUGGGGCUUCAAAGGUGUGAAGCAGGCUAUAAAGCUCGAGUUCAAGCUGGGCCAAUAUGACAAGGCUGCUGAGCAUUACGCCGAACUCCUCACCUACGUCAAGUCGGCCGUCACGCGCAACUACUCCGAGAAGUCCAUCAACAACAUGCUCGACUACAUUGAAAAGGGAGCGGAUGGCCCGGAGGCGGUGAAGUGUAUGGAGCAAUUCUACUCCCUCACGCUGCAGAGCUUCCAGAGCACCAACAACGAGCGCCUAUGGCUCAAGACCAACAUCAAACUGGCAAAGCUACUUCUCGACCGAAAGGAGUACGGCGCUGUAUCAAAGAAGCUUCGAGAGCUCCACAAGACCUGCCAGCAAGAAGAUGGAACCGACGACCCUAGCAAGGGCACAUAUUCACUCGAGAUUUACGCACUUGAGAUCCAAAUGUUUGCAGAGACCAAGAACAAUAAGCAACUCAAGGCCCUGUAUCAAAGAGCUCUCAAAGUCAAAUCCGCGGUACCACAUCCAAGAAUCAUGGGCAUUAUCAGAGAGUGUGGUGGAAAGAUGCAUAUGAGCGAAGAGAACUGGAAGGAAGCGCAGAGCGACUUUUUCGAAUCGUUCCGUAACUACGACGAAGCAGGUUCCCUCCAACGAAUCCAGGUUCUCAAGUACCUACUCUUGACAACAAUGCUCAUGAAGUCCGACAUCAAUCCCUUCGAUUCGCAGGAGACCAAGCCCUACAAGACAGAUCCGCGAAUCUCCGCCAUGACAGAUCUGGUCGACGCUUAUCAACGGGACGAUGUACACGCGUACGAGAAGGUCCUGCAGCGUAACCAGGACAUCCUAGAUGAUCCAUUCAUUGCCGAGAACAUCGAUGAAGUCACGCGAAACAUGCGAACCAAGGGCGUUGUAAAGCUCAUCGCACCUUACACACGCAUGAAGCUAUCCUGGAUCGCCAGGCAACUCAAGAUUUCCGAGCCCGAGGUACAAGACAUUCUGGGGUUCUUGAUCGUUGACGGCAAGAUCAACGGUCGAGUCAACCAACAAGAGGGUCUCCUGCAGAUCACCUCUGACGCAGACACCGAGCGCAUUGCAGCACUCCAGGGACUCACGUCGUCUAUUUCGGAGCUGUUUGGUGCUAUUUUCAGAGACGGAGAUGGAUUCCGCAACACUGAGCAUUCAGCAACGGACGAGCAAACAAUGGACAUGGCAGGCAUUCCAUUGGGCAAGGGAAGCCACAGGGCGGCUACUCAACAUCGUGGGAAGAAAGGGAAACUGGCUGCAGCGCAAUGGGCCUGA